Molecule: messenger RNA, 1710 nt
Organism: Medioppia subpectinata
Lineage: Eukaryota; Metazoa; Arthropoda; Arachnida; Sarcoptiformes; Oppiidae
Source: the annotation of a GenBank genome assembly
CGCCCUCGUAGGGGGUGUCCGGCGGGCCCUCAAUACUGCCCGACCACUGGAAAUAGUCGGUGCCAUUGGGUGCGGCCGUACAGCCCGGCGGCGGAUCUCUUUGAAGUUCUGUCAACUCUUUGUGGAUUCUCUUUAAGGCCAUUGUAUCGCCCGAUGGAGUGCUCUCUGAAAACUGUCUUCGGAUUACUGCAACAAGAGUUGACCCAAAGGGGAGGAAUGGGUCGCCCCCUGACGCCGGGCACUCGGGCACCAUUAAGGCGUGGAUUAUCACAAGAGGUUAAUCUAAUGGACUUAUCGAUGGAUGAACUCUCACAACUAUAUCCGGUAACCCCAGUGGACAAUACGGGAGUCAUAGCGUUCACACCACUUACUGCGCCCGAUGCGGACAAACCAAUGGAGGCGUCGACUCAAGUAAAUCCCAUUAGUUCUCAACCCGAAUACCACAUAACACCGGCUCCGAUGCGACCCAAUAGAGACCCGACAAGUUUGGCGACGGGUGGCGCCCCUUACGGAAGCCCUAUACCCAGCACUUCACCCAAAUAUCGUCUCAAAAAGGCAUUCAAGUUAUUACCCGUAGGCCGAGAGCCUGAAGGCGCGAUUGGCAGCACAUCCGCCGAAGUCUAUCUGCCCAGUCGUGAAGAGAUGGGCGCUCCGGGAGGGUCUGCCUUAGGGCACAACGAAGUGCGGGACAAAACCCUUAGAGAUUUACAAACGCUGAGAGGGAAGGGCUUUGAUAUACAACUCGAUAAAAGUGGUGUAUUGGGAGAAGGUGGCUACGGUACAGUUUACAAAGGUGUUUACACUGAGCAUAUUGGCGAACUGAGCGGCCGUUCCGGCACUCGCAUCGGACAGGUAAAGCCCGGCCAACGAUUUGCCGCCAAAUAUGUGCAGUUCGUGUCGACAACUGUCCCAAUGUUUCGUCUCUAUCACGAGACAGAGAGACAGCUAUUGAAAGCACUCAAACAUCAAAAUAUUGUGACGUUUAAAAUGGCCAUCAAUUUGGGUAAAAAACGGUAUUUGAUUAACAAUAUUGACCGAAAUGUGCGGCCAAUCGUCUCGCAUGACCGCAUGUUUUUGGUGAUGGAGUGCGCGGAGUGUAGUCUUUACAAGUUUGGCACAGAUCGCAGACUCACCGAUCGGUUGGCCAUCAAAUUUGCACAGAAUUUGUGCUCAGGCCUAAUCUACAUGCAUGACAACGGUGUGAUUCACCAGGAUAUACACGCGGGCAACGCUCUUGUGUUUUGCGUUGGCCUUAAAGCCGAUGAUUUUGUGGCCAAAUGGACAGACUUCGGGACCGGUGUAUCGGUGGAGCUCUUUAAACGCUGGGCCGUUACUAUUGGUCGAAAUGAGUUCAAUCACAUGAAAGUGGAUGAUAUCAAUUGUAUGGUCGGUGUCAUCAAAUUCAUGGUCUCGUCGGCCAAAGAUGCCGGACAUAGUGUCCCACAUGUGUUGACACAAUUGGCCGAAGAUAUUGCCCGAUCGGGAAAAUCAUUGGCCGAAUGGUUUGUUUGUAUAGAAAAUGUUGUGUCCAUAAUUCAUAUUCCUUGUGAAAAACAAACACUUCACUCAUUGAUAACGAGAUUACGAAUACGAGAUAUAAGAGUGACACUUCUGUGUCAUGCAUUUGCCCGCAUACGUACGCAUACGGCUAACCAGACCUACGUUUCCCUAUUAACCGCCGAUGACUGUUCCGGAGAAGCGUUGGAUUUG